CUCGGACAAAAGAGCAGUCCAAACAAGGAUGUCCACCCUGCUAGUAGGUAACAAGAGAAAACCAUCCAAAGCUGCAAGUAUAAUAGUGAAAAUUGUGAUCUAUAUAUAGAGUUCAUUACGUUCAGUUUUUACUUGAACUUGAAAGUAGAAGAUGAAAAUUUUUCCGGCGGCCCCAUUGGAAUCCAGUCAGACAGGGCAGAGACGCAGAGAAUCCACAACGACACGAGGCAACGAGUCGAAGCCACACGCCGGCACGUGUAGUCUCAUGCCUUCCCUACAACUAACUCUCUCCCGCUUUUUCUUAAUAUCCAUCAUCUUCAACAACCUUUCCUUCUUUUUCUUCACCUUCUUGUCAAACCCUUCAUGCUAUAAAUAUAUCCACACAUCUGGUUUCACAAGCAAGCUUCAUUAAUUGGGAUAAGGCCAAGGGGGGUUGUUCUUCUUAAUUACAAGUAAAAACAUGGCGUGGAAUACUAGUUACUAUGGUGGUUUCAAAGAGCUGAGGCCAUUGUUUCACUUGCUGCUGCCUCUCUGUCUCCACUGGAUUGCUGAAGAAAUGACUGUUUCUGUUCUUGUUGAUGUUACCACUACUGCUCUCUGCCCCGCCCACUCCACUUGUUCUCAACCUAUCUAUUUCAAUGGUAUUCAACAAACGAUUGUUGGACUUUUCAAGAUGGUGGUGUUACCAGUUCUUGGUCAACUCGCAGAUGAGAAUGGUCGCAAACCACUGCUCCUCCUUACUGUAUCAACAAGCAUAUUCCCUUUUGCAUUACUUGCUUGGAAUCAGUCCAAGGGAUUUGUGUAUGCUUACUAUGUGCUACGUACAAUUUCAUAUAUUCUGAGUCAGGGGAGUAUUUUCUGCAUUGCCGUUGCUUACGUGGCAGAUGUAGUCAACGAAAAUAACAGGGCUGCAGUAUUUAGUUGGAUCACAGGUCUCUUCUCUGCGUCACAUGUGUUGGGAAAUGUUCUGGCCCGUUUUCUUCCUGAGAAGUACAUUUUCUCCGUUUCAAUAGCACUCCUGAUCUUUUGUCCAGUUUAUAUGCAAAUAUUUUUGGUUGAGACAGUUAAGAAAAUGGCCCCUCACGCGGACCAAGAUUUGUCUUGCCUGACCAAGAAAGUUGCAAUUAUUCAUAAACGAUAUGUGUCAAUGAGAGAUGCUGCAAAAGUAGUUAUGAGCAAUUCAACACUGAGGAGAAUUUCUUUGGUUUCCUUCUUCUAUGAAAUGGGAAUGUCUGGCAUCAGUGCUGUAUUACUGUACUAUCUGAAGGCAAGUUUUGGUUUUGACAAAAAUCAACUCUCAGAGAUCCUAAUGAUGGUGGGAAUUGGCUCAAUUGUCUCUCAGAUGUUGGUGCUUCCUUUAAUCAAUCCAUUAGUUGGAGAGAAAGUGAUACUGUGCAUAUCCUUGUGUGCAUCAAUAGCAUAUGCGGUGCUCUAUGGCUUGGCUUGGGCUUCAUGGACUUACACAAUAAUUUCAAAAGCGUCAAGGUUAUCUGAUCAGGGAAAGGUGCAAGGAUUUAUAGCUGGUGUGCAGUCCAUAUCAAGCCUGCUGUCUCCCAUUGCAAUGAGUCCAUUGACAUCAUGGUUUCUGUCUAGCAAUGCGCCUUUCAACUGCAAAGGAUUUAGCAUAAUAUGCGCAUCCAUAUGCAUGGUGAUAUCCCUUUGUCAUGCAUGCAAGCUUGAUACUGACUCGUGCUCUAAAGACGACGCUGAAGCACCACUUCUCACUGAUGUAUAACUUAUGCUCAUCCUGUAAACGAUGUGUAAUUAUUUUGGAUACCUAGAGUAACAUUUGAUUUUUAUUAGUGUAAAUAAAAUGCUGUUUUUCUCCAAAAUCUUGAUUUUUCCAAGAUCCAGAGCCUGUACUGCAAAACACAUAAAGCUGUCAAAUGAUGAUCACUAAUCCAGCAGAUUGGUGGGUGAUUCAGUCCGUUCCCCGUCA
Molecule: messenger RNA, 1939 nt
Organism: Argentina anserina (silverweed cinquefoil)
Lineage: Eukaryota; Viridiplantae; Streptophyta; Magnoliopsida; Rosales; Rosaceae
Exons: 13
Coding region: 461-1735 (424 amino acids)
Biological process (GO): transmembrane transport
Molecular function (GO): transmembrane transporter activity
Source: RefSeq, a predicted model, not a curated record